Dermochelys coriacea (leatherback sea turtle) is the source of this 1791-nucleotide messenger RNA. RefSeq names its product coiled-coil domain-containing protein 170-like. The transcript has 9 exons. The record is from RefSeq and is a predicted model, not a curated record. NCBI's taxonomy places the organism in Eukaryota, Metazoa, Chordata, Testudines, Dermochelyidae.
AUGAAGUCAGAGUUGGAAAUCUACAAAGAAAAUAAUACUAGACAGUCCUCCAAAAUUCAGACCCUAAAAGCUCAGGUCAAGGAGCUGGAAGAAAUUGCUACAUCUGUAACCCAUGUAAAGUCACAGUCAGGUGCCUAUAUUUAUACUCUCAAAAGGAAGAACCAAGAGUUAAGUGAAAGAGUCUCAGAAUUAGAAAAACAUCUGAGGAUGCUUCUGGUGAGGAGAGAAAAAGCAGAGCAAAAAGCAGCUAGCUUGAAUAAGAAGUUGGCAGAGGUCACAGACAAGCUAUCCUCUUCCAUGAAUAUAGAUAUCAAAGGACAAGAAGAUCCUUUGGGAUUUUUAGUAAUAAAGUUUCCUACGCUCUUGAAGGAACAUUCACUAGAAAAGACAAGAAUUGCACUUCUUAAAAAAGCCUUGGCUACUCAAGAAAUGGAGCUUAAAGCUAGUAGGGAAACAAUAGUGAAUCUUGUUUCAGAAAUGAAAAAGAAUAAAAAAACAGCAGCUGGCCACACUGAACAACUGGCAGUAAUCAAGAAGGGAAGGGAUGAGGCUGUAUUGACCAAGAACACCUUUGAAAGCAAUAACACCAUUCUCUUAGAAAGAUUGAAAGACAAACAAAUAGCUUGGGAUAACUGUUGCCAAGAAUUGCUCCAUAAACAGAAAAAAUUCAUUGAGUUAGAUAGAGCUCUGCAUGCCUCCAUGUAUGAGACUAAAACUACACAGACUCUAUAUCAAAUCUUCAUCAGUCAACUGGCUACACUUCUGAGCAACACCUUCAUAACUGUGGCUGGGACAGAGGAAGCUAUUAAAGAAAGGAAAUAAGAAAUCUGUGGCAGUGAACAUUCUUGGAAAUCGAAAACUGAUGAACUGCAGCAGAAAGUUCUGUCACUAACCAGUCAGCUAGAACAGCAGCAUGAUCUAUAUCAUGAGGCUCUGAGUAAAUCCUAUAAAGCUGAAGAAGUGCUUCAAAAACAAAAGGGAUCCCUAAAGCGCGUGGAAAAAAAACUUGGGGCAGAAGAUUUUCUCUUAGAGAGAUUUAUCUCCAAAAGGAAGAAAGUAAAUUCUCAAAGGGAAAAAAUCAAAAUGAAGACUUGGCAGACAGAACAACUGACAGAGAAGAGCAAACAGUUCAAAAAAGGAAAAGAGCAACAGGUCUGCUUGAAUGCUGGGCAGGAUCCACAGAGCCUGAAAGCCCAGAAAGAAUCUGAGAAACUUCAGGAACUGCUUAGUGAAAUGAAAAUGUCAAAUCAAACUCUCCAGGAAAAAUUUGUGAGUGUAAAUGAUCUCAAAAAUAAAACCAUAGAAGAACUCAGUAAAUCUUUGGAAAAAGUUGAAAAGAUUAAGGAGAAAGCAGCUAGAAAGGUGGUCAGUAUGAAAACAGAACUAGACUACACAGAACAUGAGGCAAGGAAGGAGAAAGAGAGGGCCCAUCAUAUAUUGGAAGCAGUCACUAAUGAGCUCCACAGAGCAAAAAGAGCACUUGAAGAAGUAGCAAGAAGAGAAAAACAGCUUGUUGACGUUAGAGAAGCUAUUACAAAAAUUAUGGGAUUUUGCAUAAAUACAUUGGCUAUAUCAGACAAGGAGAUCAUCAGACAAUUAAAGCAAUUUAUACAAGCCUAUGAAUUUUCUAAAGUUACUUCUAACAGUGAAUCAAAACUUUUGUGUGGUUUUACAACUGGAUUUGAGAAUCAAUACUGUGUUCCAGUGACAUCCACUAGUGUUCAUUCAAAACUGCAGGGAUCCAGUGAAGAUGGAGACAGACAUCUGGAUUUUUGGCACAUCUCAAUUUGA